AUGUCGUUGGUAAAAAUUAAAAUUAUUUACGACUAUUAUACUACUAAAAGGAUCACCCCAAUAUUUAUUAGAGAAGAGGAUCUCAUAAAUUUGUGUUACGAAGAAUUCAAAACACGUUUAAUCUCCGAAGUUCCACACCUUGACAAGGUCGGUUCAUCUUUGCAACUGACAGUUUUUGAAGACAAUGUUGAAGUAGAUUUGUCUCCGUCAUACUUUACUUUCCAGAUAAAUGGACUCUUAGAGAAGGAAAAAACAAUCUCCGUUAAGGCUUUCACAUUUGAUUCACCUGGCCUGCCGUCUGCCCCAUCUUUUGAGUCAAUGAACGAAAAACAUUGUAAUAUCGAUUUUGAUACGAGUCAAAGUCAUGGUCAAAUUACUCUACUGACAAUCCAGCAGCCUCGCGUGAGAAGAUUGAUCGCUUUAUCUGACUCGACCAAUGAUCAAAAUGAACUCAUGUAUCCCGACGACAUUGACGACUUUGAAGACGACGAAACAUUUCAGCCCAAGGCCAAGAGUAACAAUUCGCGUGUAAUGCUGCCAUUAGAAAGGUACGCCAAGAAACAACAAAAAGCUGUCGACGAUAUUCAGCGUCAGUUACAAAUUAAAAAGCGAGAACUCUUGAUUCGCGAAAAUAAAAUUAACACCGCUUUACAGCAAAACAGAGCUAAAGUAGGGAAUGGAAAUCAGGUUACGUGCGGGAGUUGUCAUUUAAAACUUGGACACAUGAAAAAGAGAUGCGAGUACAGUCCAUGCAAAUCACCUUACUCUUGUGGCAUUACUUCAAAACAUGGCGUCGAGAAAAUGGAAAUUACGACGUUGCAGAGAGAAGUUGCUAAACUCGAACUAACUCUCAUUGCUGCACGAAAUGAAGUUCAAAAUGCAGAACGUGUAACCGAGAAAGUGUUAUCAUCUGCUUCAAAGCAAAUUGAGGAUUGUAUCGUACGAGAAUAUCCAGAUAGAUACACUUCGUUUGGCCGUAGAAACUGGGUGGUUUUAAACAAAGACGUUGCUCUUCUUCAAAAACACUUGCAAGGAAGACUGUCGUCGAGAGAAAACGUCAUGGCUCUUGUUCACAGCGUUGUUUUUAAUUCUUCAACUGAUCAUCGAAUGUCUUCACAGAAACGCCUCCUCUCUAAUGAAUAUGGUAUAGUUUUCCCGACUGAUACUAUUAAAACGAAAGAAAAAAAACUCAAACAAGGUUUUUCUUCUUCAGUCUCUUCGACGCACACAAUUGUGAAACCAAAUAGUUCAAGUAAUUGCUCAAGUGGUGUGGCAAAUGCCAGUUUUUUUUUCUGCAUCACAUCAGGAGACGCAGGAUUUACAGUUAGCUCUUAAGCUACAAGAGGAAAUGGAAUCGGAAAGUAUGGGACAGUGCACCGUGGCGGACAGUGAUUUUAAUAAUCAGGCCGAGGAUGAGGCCACAGCUAAUGACGUGCCUGUAAUUGCAAACGCAGAUCUUGAAUUUGAGGCAAAUGCCACUGCUGCUUUGUUACAACUUCAGCAGCGGAAAGGACAUUGA
Paramuricea clavata is the source of this 1519-nucleotide messenger RNA. The record is from the annotation of a GenBank genome assembly. NCBI's taxonomy places the organism in Eukaryota, Metazoa, Cnidaria, Anthozoa, Malacalcyonacea, Plexauridae.